Rotaria socialis is the source of this 1824-nucleotide messenger RNA. NCBI's taxonomy places the organism in Eukaryota, Metazoa, Rotifera, Eurotatoria, Philodinida, Philodinidae. The record is from the annotation of a GenBank genome assembly.
AUGUUGAAUCUCUAUCGUUAUUUAAAAUCAAUAAAUAAAAGUGUUACAAAAACUAAUCGUUAUUUAUCAAUAAGUAAAUCAGACUUAAUUGAAUCUAGUCGAAAGAUUCAAGAAUUACUUAAAUCAGCAGAUGAUAAAUCAUCUUCAUGUAAAUGGUUGUAUGAUGCAUUAAAUAAAAUUCAUGAAGAAUAUUCAUCAACAACUGUAGCAACAUCAACAAAAGAAAUUUAUGAAAAAAAUUCAUCAAAACUCAAUUCAAUAUUUCUUGAACUUGAAAAUGAUCGAAAACAACAAAUUGGAAAUUUCAAAGAAAAAGAUCAAGAACAAUUAAUGAUGCUUCUUCGAUAUAUUCGUUAUUUACAAGUCGCAUUUACUUAUCGACUAAUUACAUUUGAUGUCGAUAUUUCAUUAAAAGAAUGUUCAACUUCAAUUAUUCAUUUAACAAAAAAUCGAAACUACUUUAAGCAAAAUUCAUUAUCAUUACUAUGUGAAUUAGCAUUUUUCGUUUAUUUCUUAUCAUCUCAACAUUCAUUAUCUCAUGCUAAAUAUCUAUUAAAAGAAACAUCUAUCGUUAAUUAUUUAUUAACUAAUUUAUUUUCAAUAUUGUCUGACAAAAGAUCAACAGAAUUAGUAAAUCAACUUUGUUUAACACUUCAUUCGAUAGUUGAAAUGCCAUCAUCAUCAACCAUUGAUUUAUGGCCUUAUAUCAUUUUAGAAUAUCUUUAUGAUAAAAAAUCUUGUUCAUCAUCAAUAAUUGAAUAUUUCAUAUUAAUUAAACAUUCAUCUACAAGUAAAACACCAUCGAAAUUAAUAUCUCUUUUAAAUGAAUAUUUAAUUGAAAUUGGAAUUCAUCAGAAUAAUUCGAACAUUAUUUGUCAAUUACUUAUUCUAAUAUCUUCAUUUGAUUAUUCACAUGAAUUAUUUAUUAGAGCAAUUCAUGAGAAAAUUAAAUCUUUAUUAAAAAAAUCCAAAGAUAAUUCCAAUACAUUGUCUGAUAUAAAAUUGUGUUCUCGUUUAAUUUAUUAUUUAUGUUUAACUGAUCCAACAAAUCGAUUUGAAUCUCGUUCAAUUAUUGUUGAAUUGAGUCGAAAAAUAAGUGAAAAUAUUGAGAAAAAUAAUAAAUUUGCUCAAUGGAUCGUUCAAGCUCAACAUGGGAUGAUGCUUUCAAAUAUCUAUAAUUAUCAACUUCUUUUUUCUACUGUUCAACAUCAACUUUUUCCAUUUUUGUUUCGUGAUCUAGGUGUUUAUACAUGGUCAAUACCUCGACAAUUAUUUGAUAUUCAUCAUGCAUUAGUUGUUGAUCGUCCAUCACUUGAAACUCCUUUACUCAAUUCCGAAAUGCUUGUAUUUGCUACAAAAAUUGCAGAAGAAUAUCGAUUAUCAAUUCGAAAAAAUCAAAAAGUAUACAACAAAUUUCUAACUGAAUUAAAAGAUUUAUUUAAUAAUAUCUAUGGAAAUGGAACAUGUCAAAUAAUUGAUACGAAUCAAAAUUAUCCUAAUAUACUUUUUGAUUUUUUAGAAAUAAAUUUACCAGAUAAUGAACAAUUCAAAUCAAUUGGUAUAAAUACACAACAACGCAUAGCUGUUCUUCCAAUAUUGAAUUCAAUGUUAAUAAAACAACAACGAUCAGAUGGAUCUCUAGUUCGUGUUCUUAGCGCACAUACAACAAUGAGAUACAGAAUUAUUGAAAAACAAAAUUAUCAAAUUCUAUUGAUUUUUCAUGGAGAAUAUCUUCGUGCACUUCGUGACAAUACAAUAAAAACUAUUUUUGAAACAAACCUAGCUCUGAAAACUCUUCCUCAUGUGUCAAUUCAGGAUACUUGA